CGAAGCCCUUCUCUUGCUGAGUUUGAUCCAUGCAUCCAUCAUCCAUCCAACUACUACCAACCUCUGUUGUUUGAAGUGUGAACUUGAGCUCGCCAGCAUUCCAAGUCCUCCAUUCUACGUACUUGUCCGACCAUGCCGAUUCUAAGCAAAACUUUGACCUCGUUCUUGUACAAGAGCUCUCCGGCUCUCUUGGGAGCAGCCUCGGGUCCUUCGACGACCAUUGGUCAACAAGCCGUGAGACAUCUCGAUCUUUUGGAAUAUCAAGCCAAGGGACUUCUCCAGGAUCAUGCCGUGACCGUUCAGAAGUUUCGUGUGGCUGCGAACAAGAGCGAGGCUGAAAACAUUCCCAAGGAGUUUCCCUGUGAUGAGUAUGUUAUUAAGGCGCAAGUUUUAGCCGGAGGUCGAGGCAAAGGACACUUCGACAAUGGAUUCAAGGGAGGCGUUCAUUUGACCAAGGAUCCCAAGAAAGUCCCGGAUUUGGUCACCAGCAUGAUUGGAAACCGCCUUAUCACAAAGCAGACUCCAAAGGACGGAAUUCCAGUCUCUAAGGUGAUGGUGGCCGAGGCCAUCGAUAUUACCCGAGAAACCUAUUUCUGCAUUGUAAUGGAUCGUGAGCACAAUGGUCCAGUGAUUGUGUGCUCGCCCGAUGGAGGCAUGGACAUUGAGGAAGUCGCCGAAAAAACGCCUGAUCGUAUCAAGAAGAUCCCCGUGGGCAUUUCCACUGGAUGCACCCCAGCCGUGGCCAAUGAGGUGGCCGAUUUCUUGGGCUUCAAAGGCGAACUGAAGAGUCAAUGUGCUGAGCAGGUUCAACGCUUGUAUGACAUGUUUGUGAAGGUGGACUGUCUUCAAUUGGAGGUGAACCCUUUGGCUGAGACUCCCCAGGGUAAGAUUUAUACCGCCGAUGCCAAGUUGGGUUUCGAUGAUAAUGCCGCAUUCCGACAAAAGGCCAUUUUCGACAUGGAAGACACCACGGAAUCCGACCCAAGGGAGGUCGAAGCCGCCUCUUACAACCUCAACUACGUUCAGAUGGACGGAAAUAUCGGAUGCCUGGUGAAUGGAGCUGGCUUGGCCAUGGCCACAAUGGACAUCAUCAAACUUUAUGGUGGAGAGCCAGCUAACUUUUUGGACGUUGGCGGAUCUGUCCAGGAGCAUCAGGUGAAGGAGGCUUUCCGCAUCAUUAGCGAAGACUCCAAAGUCAAAGCCAUUCUGGUGAAUGUGUUUGGCGGGAUUGUGAACUGUGCCACCAUCGCUAACGGUGUGGUGAAUGCGUGUCGCUCCAUUGACCUCAAGUUACCGUUGGUGGUUCGUUUGGAAGGAACCAACGUGGAUGAGGCCAAGAAGAUCCUGGCCGAUUCUGGGCUCCCAAUUCAAAGUGCCCUGAAUUUGGAUGACGCCGCUCAAAAAGCGUGCGCUGCUUUGAAGUAGAAAAAGAACAAUCCUCGUAACAAAACCUGGAAAGACCUCCCGCAUUUUGGAUUAAAAGAGUUGUAUUUUUCCAUGAUUUGCUAUGAAAUAUAUGUAAAAUCUUGAAUUAAA
Messenger RNA from Tigriopus californicus, 1536 nucleotides. RefSeq names its product succinate--CoA ligase [GDP-forming] subunit beta, mitochondrial-like (gene ScsbetaG). The transcript is spliced from 8 exons. Gene Ontology annotation, molecular function: ATP binding; succinate-CoA ligase (GDP-forming) activity. Lineage: Eukaryota; Metazoa; Arthropoda; Copepoda; Harpacticoida; Harpacticidae. Gene Ontology annotation, biological process: tricarboxylic acid cycle; succinyl-CoA metabolic process. The record is from RefSeq and is a predicted model, not a curated record. Gene Ontology annotation, cellular component: mitochondrion; succinate-CoA ligase complex. Bases 133 to 1425 code for a protein of 430 amino acids.